Molecule: messenger RNA, 3792 nt
Organism: Hydractinia symbiolongicarpus
Lineage: Eukaryota; Metazoa; Cnidaria; Hydrozoa; Anthoathecata; Hydractiniidae
Product: large neutral amino acids transporter small subunit 1-like
Exons: 2
Coding region: 573-2090 (505 amino acids)
Biological process (GO): amino acid transmembrane transport
Cellular component (GO): membrane
Molecular function (GO): L-amino acid transmembrane transporter activity
Source: RefSeq, a predicted model, not a curated record
GUUGCGCGAGGCCAUGUGAUUUGGUGGGGUCACGUGACAUCUUUGUUUACAUUUUUUGUACGCAUUAGUUUUUUAACAGUUUUCUAAGAGAAGAACAACGUUUUUGGGUUUUUUAAAAAGUUUACAUAUGAGAAGGAUAACACGACAUUGGUUGCCAUGACGAAAAUAAUUGAUCAAAUAGUUUUAUUGGUCCAUAUAAACUUAUUUAGCAGAUUAUUGGUAUUGUUUUAAAAAAUCACAAAGACAAAAAAAUUAAAUAAUUGUAAAAGAAUAAACGAGGCGUGUGAGAUAAUUAUUUUCUAAAUUUGAUAACUUUAGCGAUAAGGUGAUCUCGCAGUAAAGCAUAGGCUAAUAAUCAAUAAACUUCCGCUUAAAAUAUCACGCAGCUGUCUUUGCUUAAAUAAAUUCCUGUCUAAAUGUGUCUUUAGGAAAAUAAAAUACCGUUCCAGCAGGAGGAAGGUUUUCGAUUUUCGAUUAUUAACGUAGAAAAAGUAGUAUUUAUCACCGAUUGGGACAGAAGUAAUGACUGAGUGAUAGGGGAGACAUUUUCGGUGUCAAAAAUAUACGUUAAAAUGAGUAUCCAUACGGAAGAAACAGAGCUGUUACUAUCCGGCAAAAAAGAUGUCCCCAAUUACACAACCGAUGAACUUGUUCUUCCAGAAACACGAGUUCUACAACGCUCGUUAAAGUUCAAACAUGCAUUUGCAUUGAUUCUGGGAAGCUUAAUUGGAUCAGGCAUGUUCGUUUCGCCAGCACUUGUAGCGCAAAGAUCUCCAAAUAUGUUUACCGCUAUAGCGAUUUGGAUGUUGGCAGGAGGCUGUGCACUUCUGGGUUCGCUUUGUUACAGCGAGCUUGCGUCAAUCAUAAAAAAGACUGGCUCAUCUUAUAUCUUCGUAUUUGAAUGUUAUGGUGAUGUGAUGGGGUUUGUGAUCUUGUGGUCUACCAAUCUUAUUACUGCACCAUUUGAUAUAAGUAUCUUAUCGUUAACAUGUGGUUUGUACGCAUGCGCACCGUUUUUCUCAGAUCACACAUCAACUACGUAUAUUUGGACCUCAAAAGUUGUUGCACUAGUUGCCUUACUGUUCACCAUUAUUGUUGCUUGUUUCGGUCUGAAAGCAUCAGGAAAAGUUCAAAUGUUUCUGAGUGCUGCUCAGUUCUCUGUUAUUGCCUUUAUCGCCGGUUUAGGUGUAUACCAAGUUAUCCACACGGGUGAUGCACCAAAUCUUCGCCCAAAUGUUAUGUUCAAUAAUACACUGGAAGGUCUAAAAGAUGUAGGCUCGCUUGGAUUAGCUAUGUUCAACGCCUUGUUUGCAUAUGAUGGGUGGUUGUUCAUUGCAAGUUUUGUUGAAGAAGUCGAGAAACCAAGUAGGACUAUACCAUUACUGUCAUUUACUGUGAUGCCUUUGGUAACUUUAUGCUAUGUGUUGGUGAAUAUAGCUUGUCUGACAGCAUUAACUAAGGAAGAGAUGGCAAUUUCUCCUGUUGUCAUUAGUACCUUUGGUGAGAAAGUUGUAGGCAAAGCCAUGACUUACGUUAUACCUAUAUUGGUUUCAAUAUGCUGCAUUGGCAAUUUAAAUGGAUUAUUCUACUUCUUGCCGAGAUCUAUUUUGUCAAGUGCGAGAGAGGGACACUUUCCAUCGGUGUUUGCAAUGAUCCACAAGAAGUCAUCAGCUCCUAUACCUGCGAUUUUAUUUAUUGGAUUUAUUGGUUGUUUGGUGACGUUGUUUUCAAGGAAUAUAGAAACAGCAAUGUUUUAUUUUAAUUUAUCAUUGUGGAUCGGAUAUGGUGUAACGAUAUCUACAGUGAUAGCUUUUAGAUAUAAAUAUCCUAGUAAAGAACGAACGUAUAAAACGUGGAUCUCAACCCCCGUCUUUAUGGUAGUACUUUCGGUUGCGUUAGUUAUUGCUUCAGCCACAAAAGCACCGAUUAGUGCUGGUAUAUGUUUAGCCUUCAUGUCAAUAAGUUUUCCUUUGUAUUUCGCAUGUAUACGUUGGAACUGGUUUGCGUUUUUAAAAUUGGAGAAACUUUGUUUGAAACUGUCACGAUAUACACCGUUGGUGAAAUGUGUUGUGGAGGACGAAGAAGAUUAAUGAAGUGAAGUGAGGAAUCGAAAGCAAAAAAAUACUUAUUAUAACAUUUAUUUCCUUGUAAUUAUUUCCAUAUCUUUACCUUAGUUGAUUAGUAGGGUACAUAUGUAAUGUUAUGUCGAUCUUUUAAGUGAUUAUCACCUUAAUCUGGGAUUUCUUGCGGCUAAACACGCUUUUUUUCCAAAAAUAUUUGAAAAAGGUCCCCACAAAAGGAUUUUUUUACAGUAAAAAUUUGUAGCUAUUACUGAUAACGUCAAAGAAAACGCAACAGCUAUUGUGUUACGGAAAUUAUAAUCGAUAUACUUUUAAAGGUCCGAUCAAAUCCAGUAUUGAACCUUUUUGACUGUUUUAAAGGCUGAGUGCCACUUUUUUAUAAAACACGCUGUUACAUAAAGUGUGUAUAGUAAAAAGAAUAGUAAUUGUCUGGUGCGAUGACAAAGCUAUCUUCCUUUUUGUGGUAAUAUUGUUUUGCUUUUUUCCGUCAAAAGUAUAGACCGACUAAAGUUUCGAACAGACUAAUCUAUCUAUUCUAUUUUUGCAGUAUAUGUAUGUCGUGUGGAAGGUAUAUUUUAAAUAAUUAUGCAUCUUCGUUGUUCGUUGAACACACUUAGAUUCUUCGGAUCUGGUGUAACCGUAAAUAAUUACUCCCUGAAAAAAGUACUCUCCCAGUAAUAAUUUCCUUAAGUUUGUUUGUUUUUCUAUUCUUUAAAGCUCUAAUAAUCUAUUAUUUAUUUCAUUUAUGAAUUUUUAAGUUCAAGCAGUUCAUGUUUUCAAGAUUUUAUAAAAUUUCAAGCUUUGAAAAGUUUUUUUCUCUCGUGAUUUGUUAGCUAUAGUAUUUUGUUUUUAAACUCAAAACCGAUUGUGCAUUUUUGUAUUUGUUAAAUUUAUUUUCUAUUUAUUUUAUUACAGUUUUUCGUUGUAAGGUUACUACCUUCCAUAUUAUGAGAAAAUGAUCGUGAAAUGAUUAUUCUAAAGUCAAGUUCAGCUGCAUAUAUACCAACCAUUUAUAAGAAACAAUUAAAAUCAUUUGAUUCUGAAAGCUUUUUGUAUUGACACUUUUUUAAACAACUCUUGCUUCUUAUAAAAACUUGUAUAUAUAUAGAUUCUAUUGGUCCCACUGAAAAAGAGAAGCCAGACCCACCCCACCAGAUUUUUAACUCUUUCGGCAUUCCACUGUAAGUUCUCUUAAUAAAUUCUUUUUGUAAACAGCAUUAUAAUGGUCAUUUUUUUUUUAUUUAUUAAGAUAGGGUAGUGAGAAUUUCCUGCGGGGUGUAAUAAUUUUCUGGUAAAUAGAUAGUCCCGGGAGUAACAAUAUCCCGGGAUAUAAGUACUGGGGAGUACUUAUUUCCUAGUAAAUUAUUACUGGGGAAUAAACUUUUAGGGGAGUAUAUUUUACAGUGACACCGGCUUAGUUGUCUUUACUGUCAUGACUGCCAUCAGAUUACUCGUUACGUUUGCAGUGCAAAUAUUGGCGGUUCAGCUUUGACACAAAAUUUUUGCGUUUUGCGGGAAAUUUUUCGCUGGAGAGGGACUCUUUAGUUUUAUAAGUUUUGUGUUAUAACAGCAAACCAAUUUUCAGAGACCAUUUGAUUUUGUUUUAAAACUUUCUAAAUUUUCCAAAAACGUUUCCUCCACGUACCUUCCUUUCCUUAAAGCACAGAAAUAUUUUUAACACCUCAGUAAUGCGGGAAAACGGAAAGUUUCA